UUUUGCCAAGAGAAUUCUGACAGAGGGAUAAAUGUGGAAUUUGUGUCUCAUUCCUGACUGCAAUCACCAAUGAAAUUAAGAAUACACUUUUUUUUUAUUAAUAAUAGUAACCUGUAAGACAGAUUGAGACUUUUUUUUUUUUGCCAUUAACAGCUACCUUUAUCGUUGCUAAACGGACAGUUUUUAUAGUCGUUUGAUUCUUUUUGCAUGUAAAUAAUCUGAUGUUUGGAACAUAUAGCUAGGUCUGUGGUUGUAUCUCAGUAAAUUAAUCUGUCACCAUGUGAUAUGCACAGGUACUUUGAUCUGAAGGCAAAAAACAUGGAGGUCCACAUGUCUAGAGUGGCUCCUUUUAGAUCGAAAGGUGACAGCAUUGCACAGAUACCAAAUGGUUCUGCUGGAAGAAGAUCAUGCACUCAGGACAGUUUUUAUUCUGAUUUGCAAGGUGAAAUGUCCUGCAGAAAAGGUAGUUUGCACUCUAGACCAUCUUCUUAUAACCCAAAAAGCUGUUUUGGAAAAACAGGUCCUACACAAGAGGAACCACUUAUUAAUAACGGUAAUCUUCGUUGUGGAAUUAUCCCUGCAGAACUGCACUCCAGACUUCUAGAUAUGAAGGAUUACAAGGCUAGAACACAUGCCAUAGAAGAACUGAAAUAUCUAAUCAAAGAGUGCGAUUUUAGCUUCAUAUCCCAUAAUGACGUUGUUGGACUUAUUAGCUUUCUACGUACAUUACUAGAUGAUCAGAAUUUUACAGUUGUGCUUGUUACUCUGGAUGCCCUUAACUGCUUUGUAAUAAACCUUGGACAUGCGGUUAGUAAGUUCCUUAGGCCUGUUAUAUCCUCAACAGUCAAACUCCUGGGGGAUAGCAAGAUAACUAUUAAAGAAGAGUAUAUGAAAAUAUAUAUGAAGUUGAUGAAAUUGACUGGGCCUUACAAAGUGUUAACCAUAUUGUUGGAAAACCUUAAGCACAAAAAUUCUCGAGUAAGGGAAGAAAUUGUGAAUAUUUGCAUCGCUUCACUCUUGACUUACCCAAGUGAAGACUUUGAUUUGCCUUUUUUAGCAUGUGAAAUUGCCCCUUGUUUAAUAGACAGCAAGAGAAAAGUUCGUCAUGCUGCCUUAGAGGCAUUUGCAGUCUUGGCUGCAUCCAUAGGAGCCGGUAAAAGCAGCCUACUUAAAGCCGUGGAUGAAGUUGAGCUUCAAGAGAACGGAGAUGGGUUAAUGAAUGCUGUCCAGGCCAGACUUGCACGUAAAACUCUUCCAAAAGUCAAUUCUCUUGGUUUGGUAGAGUAUGCACUUCCAUGCCCUUCGUCUGCUCAUAUCAGGGGCAAUCACCACUUACCAGGGGCAGAUACAGAUUGGAUAUUGCCAGAGAGUCGAACACAGAGUGGACAAUAUGGUGAUCAUAAUGGCAGAACUACACUUCCCCACAUUGACCCACUCGCUCGCAGAAUGUUGAGUGCAGGUAAAGGGAAAAAUAAGUUCCCGUGGGAUAAUCAUCACCCUGAAGUCCUGGAGAUAUUUCCAAGAAAUCAAACCCCUAGUGGGCUGGAACCUGACCAGCUGUCCUCGAGGUUUGACAUGCACCACACACCUGUUGUGAAAACUCCCACAGCUAAAACUAGGCAUUCUGUUCUAAAUCAAUCUAACAGCGUUUACAGCAUAACUCCCGAUCCACCAGCUGCGGUUACUGUUCGGGAAGAAUCUCCAGUUAUACUGAAAGCUGCUUUAGUGAGAGUCCCGUCCACACGGAAAGACUUAAACAGAUCCAAACCGAUGCCACCAAUCACAAAAGCAGCCAGAUCAUUGCCAGACAUUCAUAGCAUUCACACCAGCCAUGUGCUGGAUGAUUCCCAGGUCAAUGAUGAGUUCAGUAAUGAAGAAAAUAUCGUCCUUGACCUCUUGGACUUAAGUUUGAAAGAUGACGACGAUGAUGAUCGAGAAGAGAUGAUUAGUUCUCUUCGUAAUGUUCGGAAUAGCGCAGCUAAGAAGAGAGCCAAGAUGAGCGGCAGCCUGUCUGACCUGGAGAGUCCAGACUCCACCAAAAUGGAGUUAAAUCUGGAUUCCCCAAGUCUGACUUCUUCUCCAGUGAUUGGCUCGUACAGGGAGAGCGGCAUUUACAGCAUGGAAUCUGUUAGAACGCCACUGUCGCCAACUCCUCCUAUCAAGAAACCUUUUGAAAUGGCUGCUGUUUCGAAACCCAAAGUCCGCCCUCCUAGACUGCCUUCCUCACGGAACAAGGAUGGUCCUAAGAAGACUGACAGUCCCCAGCAAGGGUUCGACACCAUGGAGAAGCCGGUGAGCGUCAUUGGUCAGCGUAUGAGCUACAGAAACGGUGCUAUGGACACAGAGGACGACCAUUUCAAACAAAUUUCUCCUGGUCCCAUGAGAUAUCCGUCCAAAGACCCUCCGAAGCCUGUAAAACCUACGAGAGGAAUCCCUGGGUCAUAUUCAAAUUUUCAGCAGCUUGGCGCCUCUGACACUGAAUUGAGCAGCUUCCUUGCAGAAGACUCUGUAGCCAUUAUCGGAAAAGGUGUGUUUGGCUGUGUGUCUGGGAAGACGUCAGAGGAGUAUCAGUCUUCCUUCGCAGCUCCUAGCGAUUUUGUUAACCUGAAGCAAAGCGUUCAGCCUCUGGCUGGUAUCUAUGGACGGGCUGUACAGCAGACAAAUAGCACCACAGAGAGUGAGGUCAAAGUAACCAUUUCAAAAUCAGCUCGUGACAAAAUGAGACUGAAGAGAGAGCCCAGCCUCAAAGAACUGGUAGACUACAAGGGAUCUGAUAGGAAAGAAGAGAUUCCACGGGAACGGUUGUCUCAUACCGAUCCUGGCCCGUCGCUAACUGAAGCACAUAAAUCGGCAUCUGACAAGCUGGAAUGGGUUGGCAGUCCUCCAUCCUUAAGGAGAGCAUCCAGUCUGAAGAGGACAUCAGUGCAAAGAAGCCAUUAUAAAGACAAGAGAUCAUCAGCAAGCCGCACUUCAGAGUUAAUGGAUCCUGUAGGAAUACAGGAGCUUGCCAGGCCUGAAAGCUCAAUGUCGGAUGCUUUUAGACUCUUAGAGGAUGAUGACUGGGAGAAGAAGAUUGAAGGACUGGGUAUAAUUCGAUCACUGUGUGCCUUCCAUUCUGAUGUGGUUAUUGAGAGACUCCAUGACAUUAGCAUUGCUAUCACUAAUGAGGUGAAAAAUUUACGCUCCAGUGUGUCUCGUGUUGCAAUUGCCUGCUUGGGGGAUAUGUUUACCCACCUGAAGAAGAACAUGGAUCACGAACUCGAGAACGGUGUGAGGGUUCUCUUACGCAAAGCCGGAGAACCAAAUGUUUUUAUCCGAGAGGACAUAGAUAAAGCCCUGGAUGCCAUGGUGCAAAGUGUUACUCCAGUACGCGCCCUUGUAGCUCUUUUAAAUGGAGGACUCGGCCAUUUGAACAAUGCAGUUAAAAGGUGCACUGCCCAGCAUAUGUGUGAUUUGGUGGAGCGCAUGGGACCAGGACGCAUGUUAUCUGGUAUAAAGGACAUUACAGAUCGUGCUCUACCAGCUAUAGCCAAGUUUGCUCAGGAUGGAGCCCAGGAGACCAGGUUCUUUGGACGAAAGAUGCUUCAUUUCCUCAUGUCACAUCCUGACUUUGACAAAAUGUUGGAGAAGUACAUUCCCACCAAGGACUUGCCAUACCUGAGGGAUUUAAUCAGAAACAUACAACAGAAGGGAGUUGGUGAGAUCCACGAUACACCGUCCGCCCGGGGAAGACGAUCCUAUCACGGUAGUGUUAGCAGCCUCAAAGCGGCAGCCUUAUCUUGUACUGCUCGUGCCUGAGCACAAAAGAGGGACCUGGUAUGGCUUUCAACUAUGAAGACCUUCCAUUCUAUUCCUUUGUAGAUGUCUAUGAACAUGCUUAUCAGGGGAAGUUAUAAAUUAAAUUACACAAGAUAUGCUGGAGUUGAUUUAAUGCAUUCAACAGCAGAAAAGGAUUAUCCCCCUGGUAAAUGC
Molecule: messenger RNA, 3972 nt
Organism: Pelobates fuscus (common spadefoot toad)
Lineage: Eukaryota; Metazoa; Chordata; Amphibia; Anura; Pelobatidae
Gene: TOGARAM1
Product: TOG array regulator of axonemal microtubules 1
Exons: 17
Coding region: 286-3798 (1170 amino acids)
Biological process (GO): microtubule cytoskeleton organization
Cellular component (GO): cilium; cytoplasmic microtubule
Molecular function (GO): microtubule binding
Source: RefSeq, a predicted model, not a curated record